This is a messenger RNA of Helianthus annuus (common sunflower), 639 nucleotides long. RefSeq lists its product as uncharacterized. The record is from RefSeq and is a predicted model, not a curated record. The transcript has 3 exons. The coding region runs from base 124 to 405 and encodes 93 amino acids. NCBI's taxonomy places the organism in Eukaryota, Viridiplantae, Streptophyta, Magnoliopsida, Asterales, Asteraceae.
UAACGGCCCAUAAGUAGCCCAAUAAGUGUUAAGGGCCCAAAUUGUUUCUUAUUGUAUCACAUCUUCUUCGAUCUCCAUUGUAGCUGCGUUUCUUCUUCAUACUCUCCGAUCAACUGAACAGAGAUGUCUUUCAUAAUGGAGUUUGCCGAGAACUUAAUCCUGAGGAUGAUGGAAGAUCCAGCUGAAAGAGAUAGAAAGUUCAGAGAUCAUGUUUAUCACAUGAAGGAACGUUGCGCAAAGACAAAGGAAAUGUGGAGCUAUCCAAUUCGUCCGUAUGGUUUCUGGACGUUUGACCGUCACAAUGCUCAAAUCUUCUGGGAUGCUCAGAUCAGCCAGGUUGAAGGCCGUAGGGAUCCGUAUGAUGAUCUUCUUCAACACCAAGCUGAUUCAUCAUCAUCCAAAUAGAUUUGGUCGUGCAGUUGGAACCGUGGCAUGUUGGGGAUGUGUCAGAUCUUGAUGCAAGCGUUAUUUCAUGUGGUAUUUCGAAUGAACACUUUACUUGAAUAUUUCCAUCUCGUUGUUUACAUUUUUUAGCUGUAUCCAAGACCGCUAUAAUCUCAUGCUAAAACGCGGGUAAAUGUAAUGUGUGUCUUGUACUCUUGUGUUAAAUAAAGAACCCUGUUGAGUGCUUUUGGAAAA